AUGGAGUGCCUUAACAAGCUGAAAGUACAAAACAUUAAUACAAGUUCAUGGGAUACACUUAUUAUACACAUCAUUAUUGAGAAGUUAGACACCGAAACACAUAAAGAGUGGGAGGAAGAAGCAAGUAACCUGAACCUUACAGAGUUACCUACAAUGAUCAUGUUCAACAAGUUUUUAGAAAAGAGAUUCCGAGUUUUAGAGAUGAUGCAACCUAGCCAAACAACGAACAUGAACAUGCAGAAGAAAGAGCUCAAAGAAGAAACAAAACAAGAGAUAGAAAGCAAAGAUUUCAAGCGAGAGAGAGAAACUAAACAAGAACCCAAGCAUGACAUGACAAAUAAGAGAGAGAUAGUUGCCCACCUAACAACAGGAAGCAUGACAGGAUUGUUAUCUACAGCACAAAUUAACGUGACGAACCAUCAAGGAAGAGAAUUCAUAUUAAGAGCUUUGUUGGACCCAUGUUCUCAAGAGUCUUUCCUGAACGAGUCUGCAGCCCAAACUAUGGGGCUUAAGAGAAAACGCGUAAACGGAAACGUAUCAGGUCUUGAUCAGAUGAGCACACCCAUUCGAUUUGCUGCAGAUAUCCAGAUUUCAUCACGUCAUAAUCCUGAAAAGAAAAUGAGUAUAACAUCCUACAUAGUAAAGCGGGUCACAAACAUCAUGCCUUCAGAGAAACUAACCAUCGACAACUGGGUUCACCUAAGAGACUUACAACUAGCUGAUCCGACUUACCACCAACCAAGUUCUAUAGAUAUUCUAUUGGGAGUAGAAGUUUACAACGAGAUGAUACAGCCUGGUCUCAUCAAAGGCGUUCCAGGCUCUCCCAUAGCUUUACAAACACAUUUGGGAUGGAUAAUAUCGGGAAAAGUCAGAGUCGGAACAGAACAAGAGCGAGAAGAGAAACCAUUCAUUAGUAUGCAUUUAAAUGUAGAGUUGAACCAUAUGCUAAAGAGAUUCUGGGAGCUAGAGACAAUAGAUGAAGAGAAACACAAGCUAACAGCAGAAGAGAUCAAAGUAGAAGAAAUAUACGAGAAAACUACCACUAGAGACGACGACGGACGUUACAUAGUAGAUCUGCCAAUGAGACAUGACCCACCAGUUCUACCAUCUAACAGCCGAGAGAUUGCACUAAAACGCUGGAAGUCUACAGAGAACAGACUUAAGAGUAAACCACACCUAUUAGAAGAAUACAACAAAGUUCUCGAAGAGUACAUGACGCUAAACCACAUGAAGAAAAUAGAAAACAUAGAUGAAGAAAAUGGCGUGUGGCUACCUCAAUUUGCUGUAAUUAAAAUGGAGCGAGAAACUAGCAAAUUAAGGAUAGUUUAUGAUGCUUCAUGCAAGGGAAGCAACGGGAUAUCCCUAAAUGACGAGUUGCUAAUCGGACCCCCUUUGCUAGAAGAUUUAAGAGCCAUUCUCAUUAGAUGGAGAACAUACAAGAUAGCCUUUGUCGCCGACGUAGAGAAGAUGUAUAGACAGAUACGAGUAAAAGAUCAACACACGAAUUACCAGAGAAUUGUAUGGAGACCAGAUCCAAAGGGACCCAUUGAAGACUUCAAACUCUUAACUGUUACAUUUGGAACAUCCUGUGCGCCUUAUCUCGCAAUAAAAACUUUGAGGCAAACAGCAAAAGAUGAAGGAGCUGACUAUCCAAAAGCUCAGAAAAUGAUAUUAAGAGAUUUCUAUAUGGAUGAUUUGCUCUCCGGUACAGACGAAGAAAAAGAGGCUAUAGAAAUUCAAAAACAAGUUACUCAAAUUUUAAGUUCCGGAGGAUUCCCACUAAAGAAAUGGUGUUCGAAUAGCGAAGAGUUUAUGACAGCAUUAGACAAACAAGAAAAGAGAGAAGAAACACAGACAGUCGAAAUAAAACGCAAAGAGAGCGUAAAAACAUUAGGUAUAACAUGGGAAGUUAAGAAAGACAAGUUACUCAUACCUAAUCAUAUCAAAGAUGUAGAAGACACACCUAUGACUAAAAGAAGCGUUUUAUCUGAGAUAGCGUCAAUAUUCGAUCCAAUGGGAUGGAUCGCUCCAAGCGUCAUACUAGCAAAAAUAUUUAUGCAAGUUUUGUGGAAGAAAGGCAUUUCGUGGGAUGAAGAACUUCCGGCAGAACUACAAAAAGAGUGGCUGCAGUAUAAGAGAGAACUACCAGCCUUGAAAGAAGUCAGCUUAGAUCGAUGGAUGCACACUACGAGUAAAUCAACUCUUGAACUGCAUGGAUAUGCAGACGCUUCAGCAUUAGCUUAUGCAGCAGUCAUUUACUCGAGAGUUAUAAACGAAGAAGGAGAAAUCAGAGUAUCCCUCGUGACAGCAAAAACGAAAGUCUCGCCGAUUCGGAAAGUUUCCUUGCCGCGAUUGGAGCUACUGGCUGCUACAUUAUUGAGUAAACUUCUGAAACAAGUAGCUGAUACAUUAGAAGUUCAUCUUGACAACGUAUACGCUUAUUCAGAUAGUCAAGUGACUUUGGCUUGGAUACAUGGAGAUCCAAUGAAAUGGAAGCCUUUUGUAAAAAAUAGUCUCAGAAAUCACAGAGAUACUCGAUGCUAA
This is a messenger RNA of Cydia splendana, 2544 nucleotides long. RefSeq lists its product as uncharacterized. The transcript is spliced from 2 exons. The record is from RefSeq and is a predicted model, not a curated record. Lineage: Eukaryota; Metazoa; Arthropoda; Insecta; Lepidoptera; Tortricidae. Bases 1 to 2544 code for a protein of 847 amino acids.